Molecule: messenger RNA, 1723 nt
Organism: Hippocampus comes (tiger tail seahorse)
Lineage: Eukaryota; Metazoa; Chordata; Actinopteri; Syngnathiformes; Syngnathidae
Product: sodium channel subunit beta-1-like
Exons: 6
Coding region: 778-1455 (225 amino acids)
Biological process (GO): cardiac muscle cell action potential involved in contraction; regulation of heart rate by cardiac conduction; sodium ion transport
Cellular component (GO): voltage-gated sodium channel complex
Molecular function (GO): transmembrane transporter binding; sodium channel inhibitor activity
Source: RefSeq, a predicted model, not a curated record
UCCACAGAUUUUUUGGGGGUAAACCUAUUCUCUGUUAUUCGCCGAUUUUGCGCUCAGGUGAUACCAAUAUUUGUUUGGCAAGAAAAGGUGAAAGAAGACCCCCGUUGAACUUGCAAAGGACAUGUGCUGAAAACUUACCUAUUUGCUAUUGUUGUGGUCAGCGUGUGCCCCAUCUUGUGCCAUUUUGGUGGAUUCAGCUAUUCACAGAUUUUUGAAGAGGACCUUACCCUCGGUGAUUUCAUGAAAAAUUUAAUAUUUGCAGUUUUUAUGCUGAAGCCAAAGCAAUAAACGUUUUACCGUCUUGGUGGACUCACCCAUUUGUGGAUUUUCGGGGGACCUACCCUCUUGUUAAUCACCGUUUUGUACUCAGACAAUCACAAACCUUUUCAGAGAUGGGUGUCAAUUACACUUGAACCCAAGUUUUAAAUCUGCACAUUUGUCUGGACAACAUGGACCCAGAGGUUCCGUUCAACUUAACAAGAUGCUUUUUGUCAACAACAGCCAUGGUCCUUGUGGGAUAAAGCCAAAGAAGGAAAUAGAAGAAAAAGAAAAUCGCAAGAGGUCCACGAUAAAUAAUUGAAGAGAGGUUGAAAGGCGACACUGCGACUGAUUCUUCUUCUGUAACUGGACACUGCAGCUGUAAUCAGUGAAAUCCUCCUUUUGUGCCUCCUACUUUUUCUUCUUUGGUGCGGUGCAUCACAUCCAAGAGUCGCAACGCCCGGUUCUUGUUCUUGGUCACUUUUUGGGGACAUAUCUUACAGGUUCGCCUGUGGAAAAAUGUCUCCCUUGGCAGAGGCCCCCCUGAUGUUAAUUGUGUUGGUCCUCCUCAUGGCUCUUCAAGCGGGCGUGUGCGCGGGCGCGUGCGUGGAGGUGGACUCGGACACGGAGGCGGUGGCCAACCGAGGCUUCAAGCUGGGCUGCAUCUCAUGCAAGAGGAGGGGAGAGGUCAUGGCUACGGCCAGCGUCACCUGGCUGUUCAAGGCCGUCGGCGAGGCCGACUUCUCACACCUGUACAGCUACGAGGAUCAGCGCGGCACGAUCGCGGACGAGCGCUUCGAGGGGCGCGUGCAGUGGCGAGGCAGCAGGCGGACGCUGGACCUCCAGGACGGCUCCAUCUACAUCGCCAACAUCACCUUUAACGACACGGGCAGCUACAAGUGCGUCUUCAGCCGCGUGCUCAUCUACGACGACUACGCCUUCCGCAUCAACACCAGCAAGAUCAUCAAUGUACGCGUGGUGCCCAAAAUGACGAGGGGGAUGGCGUCCAUCCUGUCCGAGGUGAUGAUGUACGUUGCCAUCGUCGGCUUGCAGCUGUGGCUCCUGGUGGAGAUGAUCUACUGUUACAGGAAGAUCUCGGCGGCCGGCGAGGAGGCCUUGAGGGAGAGCGCGGCCGAGUACUUAGCCGUAGCGUCUGAAAAUAAAGACAACUGCGCAGCUGUGCAGGUGGCAGAGUAACACACACGUGUGGCAAAGUGCUGGCGCAGAGACGGAUUCUCACAUCCACCUUCAGCAUCGCCGUCUCCACCGCAACAACACGCCAAGACGGGAGUGUGACGCUCUCAUUCAGACACUUUAUGCAAAGGUGCGCCCCCCAAAAAAAAAAAAAAAAAAAAAGGAUGGUCUGUGUGUGUUGGUGUGUGUGCUUGAUUCCCGUUCGACUGCAUCCUGCCGAAAGCAAAAAACACUGUUCCUUCUUUUUUGUAAUGUGGUGCAAGCAAAAAAA